CAGAGAUUUAAUCGGCAAUCUGUUGAGUUCACUUUACAAUCGCUCGAGACUAUUUGUCAGUGACCUUGAUAACGCCCUCGAGUUCGCCAAACACGUACAAAUUUUGCGCUACUUGAUGUCAUGCUCUGAAGUUUCUUGUUGACGUCAGAUUUAUCUUCAAACAGUCCAGAUCAGUAUUUAUAAUCUUACGUUCCAUAUUGGUAAAUUUCUUCAAGGUGGUUGGAUUGGACUAAUGAAAUAAUUAUUUCAUCACAACAAAAUUAACUUUGUUUCUAACUCCACAUCAACGUUCAUAUUUCGGUUGCUUAAUGGAUGUGAAAGUUGGUAAACCGAGAGAAAAGCCUUCAUACUACGGUGGGGAUAAAGUUGACGCUGACGAUGAAGAAUCUCAAAAGCUUUGUAUAAAUGAUUGUCGACAAAAGCAGGCAGCAUUGUACCCUCCCUUUUUGUUUAAAUCAUCGUCGGCACAGUUACUUCUCUCACCUCCAGAUGCAAGUGAACUUCUUGUUAUAACUGGUCAAAGUAGAAUUCAUCUGUAUAUACAGCGAAAUUUGGACGAACUUUCGCUCGAAACAUGUGAAAAUUGCAAUAACUCUAAUCAAUCAGACAUCUCAAAUCCUGUUGAAGUCGAUUUGGCUGUUUGCAAACUAAAUAAUCUUAGUAUUCCAUCGUUUCCUCAAAAUUUGUCUUCUGAAGUUUCAAUAUUCCGGUCUCAUGGACUUCCUUUACUUGUUUGGCCUAAAUCAGCUGAUAAAAUACUCAUUCAAAAGUAUUUAAAUUAUAACUAUCCGGAUUGUGGUCGUUGGUUUAGUGAACUUGAUAAAGUAACCGGCUGGUUAGAACAGAAAUGGAGGCCAUUAACACGAAACUUGGGCAUAGUUAGUAAUGGUGAAAUCAAUAAUAAUGAUGAUAAUUGGAUCAAAUUGGAUAAGAAUAUAUGUAUUCGUGGUCUUCCCUCGGAUUGCGUUGCUGUUACUUAUUUGAAAAAACGUUCAACACAAUAUGAAAAAUAUGCCAGUUUAUUAAAAAGUUACUUUACUCAUCGUCUACAAUUCACACCAGCUUUUCAUCAUAAUCCUAUACAUAGAGAACUUGAAGAACAUUACAAAGAAAGACUCGGUUGUUUAAGUGAAGAUGCUGGUUAUUUUAAUGUUAUUGGAAAUCGUCUCAUUCAAGUGAUUAAUAAAGCUUUAUCAUCUGGUAGACCGUAUUCUCUUAACCCAAUCACUUUCACUUCUUCUAUCAGUGAUUUAAGUAUGAGAGAACAAUGUUUACAUGCUUUACUACCUGGCAAUGAGGUGAAGAAUAUUAGAAACCAGAAGAGGAAAUCCACUAACGAACUGUGUGGAAUCGAUGGUCUUUCCGAUACUGAUAGUCAGUUUAUUGAUAGUCAAUCUAAUGACGACGGUGACGGAAGCAUUUCAGAAUUUGACGAUGAUAGUGAUCAGUUUUUAGCGCCUAAUGAGAAGGACACAGUUGAUCCGAAUUCAGCUGAUCAGUGCUCUCGUGAUCUACCAAAUCGACCAAUAAGCAAAGAGGUUAGCCGUAAUCAUUUUUAAUUUAAGUUUUUUUCAUUAUUUGAUGUCUUAAUGGAAUCUUUUUGUAUAAAAUCCUGACAAUAAAUAAGUAUAAGCAUGACUCAUCAACCGUUUACUUGGUCAUACUUUCCCAGUGUGAACCUGUAAUACUACUCAUUUCCCUAAAUUGAAGUUGGUAUACUAGGGCAUUCGAAAUAUUUGGCGAUUAUAUCCAGUGGUUUACACGAUAACUUUUCACCUCAAAAUAAUUCGAGAGAAUGAUGUAAUCAAAUCAAUUUCUCUAGCGAUUAGAUUUGUAAAUUUCAUUGUAUUAUCUUCAUUCCAGAAAAUUGAUAUUCCCCAUGCUAUUAAUUACUUGCCAUUCUGAUGUGUGGACGAGAACGAUAAUUAUUGACUGUUUGUUUAGUCAGAAUUUUAAUAGUCCAACAGGUAUUAGAUGAGUUAUAUAUUUUCCUAUCGUUAUUAUUAUUAUGGAGAGUUCGGUCUCUUCAUGGUAAAAUGAGUAGUAGCAAUAGUAAUAAAUGUGAUAUCAGUGUUGCUGAUGUUGAUAGCUCAUGAUAUUUUUCCUGUUUCGUCUAUUUAUUUCUAAUCCAUCAUAUCUUGUUCACUCCAAUCGAACAGUUCUUGAUCUGUCACACUUUAUUUCAUAAUAUUCUGCUACAUUUUGUGUCUUUUUCCAACCAGUUCUAUCUUUUUCUACUUUUUCCGCCAGUUUGAUGUGAGGUCUUUUCUUUCCUUCUUUCUCCAGAUAAUGAAAAAUAAAGGCAUUGUAAAAUAUCGACAUAAACGUGAACGUAAUCCUAGAGUGCAUUUACGGCAUAAAUUCCGUAAGGCAACAAUUCGUUACAGAUCACGUGUUGCGCCGGUUCGUAAAGAAGACAAACCAUAUGCUGGUGAAGUUAAAGGAAUACGUGUAAAUUUGAUUAAAUCGCAUAAAUUCAAAAAAUAUUAAUUCACUUUUCAACACAUUCAGUACUUCUUUGUAGUUGAUUUCCUUUCCUUUCUGUGAUCAUUCUGACAUGUUUUUUAUGUGAUUAGCGGUGUUAUAUAUUAAAUAUAUUAGAUUAGGUUUUAUUUGCGAAAGUUGACAGUGAUUACGAAUUACAUACGGUGGAAAGAUAGUUCUUGUUCCAAAUAGAAUCUACUGGAACUAAUAUACUUUACGACAAUUCAACAUUUUCAAUCGACACGGAUAACGGAUAGUUUCGAAGUAUAAUAUGAGGCUUUCCGUCUGUGGGACCUAGGUUGCGUAGUUCUGGGUACCUGUGUGGUACAGUUUGACGACUAAAAGCUCUAGUACUCAUAAGGUUGCUGGUCACCCUUAUUUUACCUCGGGAAUAUGGGUAGAGGUGAUGCCUAGUCGCUAUCAGACAGACUGAUAAUCUUCAACCAUAGUGUGUAGUCGGAUUUGACUAGCGAUUUUAAGUUUAUUAAAGAGCUAGUCUGUUUGAUUUCGCACGUACAGGGUCGCCUUCAAUAAUAAUUUUACGGGUUGUUGUUGGGAGGUUGAAGAUUUGCUUUGUCCUAAUUAAUUCUAAAGUUUCGCUGGUUCAUCCAAAGAUUUUACAGUUAUCAACAUCUGGAUUUUGGAGAAUAUAGAGAAACGAAGGAUUCCCUUGCACACUGCACAGCCGGAAGUCUCUUGUGUUUCAAACAGUGUAUCUUGGUGUCAAGUAGAAAUCCAUAUCCAAAAAGUCUUCCAAGCAUAUCUAGAUCCAACUUAGACUCUAAAUUCAUUAACAAUGUCUUUCGCUUAAAUUUCACGACUCUCGUCUUAAUUUUCAGCUUGAAGUAUGACGGGUGAGGUUUUUCAUCUCAGUUCGGUAUUUUUCUAGGGAUUGAGACUAAGCUCGUUCCAGAAUUCAUAUUUUUAACUUGAUAUAAGCAACUGUCUAUGCUUUUCUCCCCAACUCUCACGACUUGUAGUGGGGUUGCUAGUUUCUCAUUUUCUUGUAAACGUGGUUUAUUCAGUGCCAGACUUUAAAUGAUACCAACAGAAUUAUCAAGACUAUUCGGGUCAACGUGUUCAGAUACAUAAUCUUGAAUUUCGCCGUUAUGGUGGCGUGCUCUGCUUUAUUGAACAUAUUUUAAUUCCGGCAGCAAUCUGUGGAAUGGGAUCUGCCUUUAUUGGGUCUUUUGAUAAUUCUUGAAUUCAUAUGCGGUCUGGUGUACGAAGUGUGACAGGGGGGCCUUCCUCCAUAAUCCAUUUUGCAACAUAUCUUAAGUAAGUUAAACAUGUAUCAGGGCUUUUGAUCCUCCUUGGUUAAGAACUGUUUCACGCACAGUGUUGUUACUGACCAAAACUCUUAUACAGGAUCUGUGAUUGUAAGCUAUUACAUAUUGUCUACCUUUGAAUAAUCUUUUAGUCUUUGACCAUCUAAUAAAGAGACGGUUCAUAAUUUCACAUCUUAAGGUAUCGUACGGUUGUGGGUCCAAAUUAUGAGUUUAUGGAGGUCAUAAAAGAUCGUAUCGGUGAACAACAUCCUUGCAAUAAAUUGAUGGAACGAACGAGAAGGUAUGGAGGAGGUACUACGAAAAAAGCGAAAAACCCAACUAAGUAUGCAAGAGCGGGAUUUUCAAACACCAGUUAUG
This is a messenger RNA of Schistosoma bovis, 4130 nucleotides long. Lineage: Eukaryota; Metazoa; Platyhelminthes; Trematoda; Strigeidida; Schistosomatidae. The record is from the annotation of a GenBank genome assembly.